AGAACUUAACUACAACAUAAUAGAAUAGAAUACUUACUUAUAUACAUACAUACUCAUACACGUAUAGAUAGAGAAUGAGACAAAAAAGAGCUAAGUCAUAUAGAAAGCAAAUGAAUGUAUACAUUCAUGCAUUCAAAUUCAGAGAACCAUAUCAAGCCAUUGUUGAUCAUGAAUUUAUAAUAGCUUGUGAAAAGGCCACUUACAAUUUAAAUCGAGGAUUAAAGAAUACUAUUCAAGGAGAAGUAAAACCUAUGAUAACUCAAUGUUGUAUGCAAGCAUUAUAUGAUAAUAAAGAUCAACAUAUAAUAGAUGUAGCUAAAACAUUUGAAAGACGUCGUUGUAAUCAUCGAGAAGCAAUUAAUCCAUCAAAAUGUAUAGAUUCAAUUGUAGAUAUUAAAGGUGAAAAUAAGCAUAGAUAUAUUGUGGCAACUCAAGAUAAAGAUUUAAGAAAAAAAUUUAGAAAUAUUCCUGGUAUACCAUUAAUAUUUAUGGAUAAAUCAGUAAUGAUUUUAGAACCAUUAUCAAGAGCAAGUGCAAAAAAAUAUGAAGAUAUGGAAGCAGGUAAAUUAACUCAAGGAUUAAAUGAUUAUAAAAAUGCUGGUUAUAUUAAUAAGCAAGAAAAUAAUAAUAAUGAACCAGAAAAAACUUCAAAGAAAAGAAAAGGUCCUAAAGCCCCUAAUCCAUUAAGUAUGAAGAAAAAGAAAACUAAUCCUAAUGCUAAUCCAAAUUCAGAUGCAAACAAGUCUGAAUCGGAGGGAGAAAAGAAGAAGAGAAGAAGAGCUCAUAGGCCAAAGGAUGCGUCUAAGAAUGAUGAAUCAGAGGUUACAGAAACUGGUGCUAGUAGUACUAGUAAGUCAGAAGCAGUCACUAUAUAAGAUCUCUAUAGCAUACACAACCAGCAUCAUGGAUUAAUA
This is a messenger RNA of Scheffersomyces amazonensis, 914 nucleotides long. Its product is annotated as rRNA-binding ribosome biosynthesis protein. Lineage: Eukaryota; Fungi; Ascomycota; Pichiomycetes; Serinales; Debaryomycetaceae. The record is from RefSeq and is a predicted model, not a curated record. The coding region runs from base 75 to 875 and encodes 266 amino acids. The transcript has a single exon. Gene Ontology annotation, molecular function: small ribosomal subunit rRNA binding. Gene Ontology annotation, cellular component: small-subunit processome; nucleolus.